This is a messenger RNA of Microtus oregoni (creeping vole), 4737 nucleotides long. It is a transcript of the gene Pde6b, whose product is annotated as phosphodiesterase 6B. Gene Ontology annotation, biological process: retina development in camera-type eye; signal transduction. The coding region runs from base 2108 to 4678 and encodes 856 amino acids. Gene Ontology annotation, molecular function: protein binding; 3',5'-cyclic-nucleotide phosphodiesterase activity. The record is from RefSeq and is a predicted model, not a curated record. The transcript has 24 exons. Gene Ontology annotation, cellular component: photoreceptor outer segment membrane. NCBI's taxonomy places the organism in Eukaryota, Metazoa, Chordata, Mammalia, Rodentia, Cricetidae.
GCGCGCGCCCCCUCCCCAGACCGCGGCGCCGAUCCCCGGACGCGCGGCCCCCCCACCCGCGGCUCCGCGCGCCUCGCCCUGACACCACCCUCCGCGGCCCCCUCCCGACCCUCGGGCCCCUAGGACUCCCCUGAGGUCCUCCCCUUGGGAAGGGCCCCUCGCCAAGUCUCCGCCUUCCUUGUCCUCCCCCUGUCAAUGUCACUGUCCAGCUCCCGCCGCCUUAGGAACGCCACUCCACCUGGGCCUUCUUCUCCAGGGACCCCCUGGGCCCCACCCCCAGGACCUCCCACCUCUGGAAGCCCUGCGUUUGCUUUCCCCCAUCCUCUGGGCGGCUAGUCUCCACGCCCACCUGACUGGACCCGGAAGCUCUAAGAAGUUAGCAGGGGAUUUCAGCAAUUAGGGAUGGGUAUAAGGGAGAGCCUGGGCGAGGAAAAGGGGAAGGAGGAAAUGUCCAGAGGGAAUAGAGGAGGGUGCGCAGGGUAUUCGAGGAUGGAGGAUGAAGGGAAGUAUUGGCAUGUAGAGCUUUGUGUUGUGUGUGUGCAUGUAUGAGGAAUAUGCAUAGGCCUUAGAGUAUGGGGUAUGGGAGAGUGGUGUGCGCGUAUGUGUAGUGUGGUGUGGGGAGCGGUAUGUAUUCCGAGAGUGCAGUGUAGUGUGUGCGGUGUCCAGACUUGCGAUAUGGGAAGUGUGGUAUGUGUGUUAAGUGGUGUAUGUGCAGAAGGUGUGUUACCUUGAGAUGCGUGAAGAGUAUUGUAGGUGCUUAGGGGUUGUGAGUAGGGUGUGCGGGAGAACUAGCUGGAGAUUUCUCUCCGAGGAUCCAGCCACGGAGCAAGGCCCGGAUGGAGUCUUGGGGGAGAACCUCAGGUGAGUUCAGCUUUGGGUCCAGUCCCGUCUCCAGAUCUGGCAGAAAAUUUCCUCACACGCAGGUGAACAAAUUUGACCUGCGUUCGUGUGCGCUAGGGAGAGUGCUGUGGUCGCUCAAAUCCGUACUUAGACCUCUCGAGGCCUCCGGCAGCCCCGCCCUGACCCGCAAUCCCCGGUGUGGGUGAGUCAGGCCGCCUGCGCAGCUUCCGAACCGCGGGUUGCAGAGGCUGUGCCUGAGGCUGGGGUGGAGAGAAGCGGGGUCCAGGCGUGGGGACCAGGGUGCGGUGGAGAGAACGCGCCUGCGCGUCGACCUUAUGGAAGGUUCUGGUAGGUCAAAGGCCCAGGGGCUUUCCUACUUAUUGUUAAAGACCUCCCCCCAAAACCAAGAACUGUAUUGCCUGGGGAAGCUGAGCCCCUGCGUCCGAGGCAGCACCGGGGUUCUCGCCCACCCUCCUAGAAGCCACUUGCUGGUGGGUGUAUGGAGGCUUUCCAAAGACUCCCGGACGUUUGCGUGGGUUUCAGUUCGGCCCAGAGCUUCAGAAAGAGCGAACAAGCCUCUCUGUAUUUUUAGUAGGCGGAGCAGAAUUUGAAACAGCAUCCUACCGAUCCUGCGCCUGGUAAAUGAUGACUCGCCAGAAAGCAAAGACGCAACCCUGCCUCGGUCGGAAGUCUGAAUCAGAAGAGUCACAUCAAGAAACAUCAUUCCGAAGGGAUCUUCAGAAAUUGAAGUCUUGAUGAAGCUGUCCAUGCCCAGGCAUGGACCCCUCCUUGCCCUCUCUGCCUCAGAAGUCAACUGCAACGCUGGAAAGCCAUUGCUCAUCCCCCCACCCCCACCCCACGGCAGGGUACCUGAGCUUAGGAGGAGCAAGGACGUCCAGUUGGACCAACCCAAACCCUUCCGCAGCUCCUCAAGCAAAGAGGAUCAUAUUCUGUGUUUGUGAAAUUAUCUAGUUUGGGACCUGUUUCCCCAGAAGUGAGUUGUCUUCCCUUUACAGCGCCUAAUUUCUGAAACAGACAGGAAGCCCUGCCCCUAGUUUUAUCCAAAAUCCCAAUUUUAAAUAUCCAGUUUUUGCACGGGAACUGUGACUGCUGAACCUCUGAGAAGAGUGAGGACGGGCCGCCUAUGAGUCAGCCGUCUCCCCUGGGCUCUCUAAUCAUCACUAAGAAAGACUUUGCUGACAUCAGUGUUUGCAGAUCCAUGCGGACCUGGGAGUGGUGAAAGCCCUGGGACAGCAGUAGGGGCACCAUGAGCCUCAGUGAGGACCAGGUACGUAGCUUCCUAGAUGGGAACCCCGCUUUUGCCCACCAAUACUUUGGGAAGAAGCUGAGCCCUGAAAAUGUGGCAGCGGCCUGUGAAGAUGACUCGCUGGUGGACUGCAGCAGCCUGCGGGAGCUGUGCCAGGUGGAAGAGAGUACAGCACUGUUUGAACUGGUGCAGGACAUGCAAGAGAAUGUCAAUAUGGAGCGUGUCGUCUUCAAGGUCCUGCGACGCCUCUGCACCAUCCUGCAUGCUGACCGCUGCAGCCUCUUUAUGUACCGCCAGCGCAAUGGCGUAGCCGAACUUGCCACACGGCUCUUCAGUGUGCAGUCAGAUAGCCUCCUGGAGGACUGCCUGGUGCCCCCUGACUCUGAGAUCGUAUUCCCAUUGGACAUUGGGAUUGUGGGCCAUGUGGCUCAGACCAAGAAGAUGGUGAACGUGCAGGAUGUGGCAGAGUGUCCCCACUUCAGCCCCUUCGCUGAUGAGCUCACCGACUAUGUGACCAAGAACAUUCUGUCCACACCAAUCAUGAAUGGCAAAGACGUCGUGGCUGUGAUCAUGGCUGUGAACAAGCUGGAUGGCCCAUGCUUCACAAGUGAAGACGAAGAUGUUUUCGCAAAGUACCUGAAUUUUGCUGCAUUAAACCUGAAGAUCUAUCACCUAAGCUACCUCCACAACUGUGAGACACGCAGAGGCCAGGUGCUUCUCUGGUCAGCCAAUAAGGUAUUUGAAGAGUUGACAGACAUCGAAAGGCAGUUCCAUAAGGCCUUCUACACUGUCCGGGCCUACCUAAACUGUGACCGGUACUCAGUGGGCCUCCUGGACAUGACCAAGGAUAAGGAAUUCUUUGAUGUCUGGCCAGUGCUGAUGGGGGAAGCCCAGCCAUACUCAGGCCCACGGACACCGGAUGGCCGGGAAAUUGUCUUCUACAAAGUCAUUGAUUAUAUCCUCCAUGGCAAGGAAGACAUCAAAGUCAUUCCCACACCCCCAGCCGAUCACUGGGCCCUGGCCAGUGGCCUCCCAACCUACAUAGCAGAAAGUGGCUUUAUCUGUAACAUCAUGAAUACUUCAGCCGACGAAAUGUUCAACUUUCAGCAGGGGCCCCUGGAUGAUUCUGGGUGGGUGAUCAAGAACGUUCUCUCCAUGCCCAUCGUCAACAAGAAGGAGGAGAUAGUGGGGGUCGCAACCUUCUACAACAGGAAAGACGGGAAGCCUUUCGACGAUCAAGAUGAAGUUCUCAUGGAGUCGCUGACUCAGUUCCUGGGAUGGUCAGUGCUGAAUACCGACACCUACGACAAGAUGAACAAGCUGGAGAACCGUAAGGACAUCGCCCAGGACAUGGUUCUGUACCAUGUGCGGUGCGACAAAGAUGAAAUCCAGGCAAUCUUGCCAACAAGGGAUCGCCUGGGGAAAGAGCCCGCCGACUGUGAGGAGGAUGAGCUGGGGAAAAUCUUGAAAGAAGAACUCCCAGGGCCUACUCAGUUUGACAUCUAUGAGUUCCACUUCUCCGAUCUGGAGUGUACUGAGCUGGAGCUAGUCAAAUGUGGCAUCCAGAUGUACUAUGAGCUGGGUGUAGUCCGCAAGUUCCAGAUUCCCCAGGAGGUCCUGGUGCGGUUCCUGUUCUCUGUCAGCAAAGCCUACCGGAGAAUCACCUACCAUAACUGGCGCCAUGGGUUCAAUGUCGCCCAGACCAUGUUUACACUACUCAUGACAGGCAAACUGAAGAGCUAUUACACAGACCUGGAGGCCUUUGCCAUGGUUACUGCUGGCCUGUGUCACGACAUUGACCAUCGUGGCACCAACAACCUGUACCAGAUGAAAUCCCAGAAUCCUCUAGCCAAGUUACAUGGCUCCUCAAUUCUAGAAAGGCACCAUCUGGAAUUUGGGAAGUUUCUGUUGGCAGAGGAGAGCUUGAACAUCUACCAGAACCUGAACCGGCGUCAGCAUGAGCAUGCGAUCCACCUCAUGGACAUUGCCAUCAUUGCCACAGACCUGGCCCUCUACUUCAAGAAAAGAACAAUGUUCCAGAAGAUUGUGGAUGAGUCCAAGAACUAUGAAGACAAGAAGAGUUGGGUUGAGUACUUAUCCCUAGAGACAACACGAAAGGAGAUAGUCAUGGCCAUGAUGAUGACUGCAUGUGACCUGUCUGCUAUCACCAAGCCCUGGGAAGUCCAGAGCAAGGUCGCUCUUCUGGUGGCUGCUGAGUUCUGGGAACAAGGGGACUUGGAAAGGACGGUCUUGGAUCAACAGCCCAUUCCCAUGAUGGACCGGAACAAAGCAGCUGAGCUCCCCAAGCUGCAAGUUGGCUUCAUCGACUUUGUAUGUACUUUCGUGUACAAGGAAUUUUCUCGCUUUCAUGAAGAGAUCCUGCCCAUGUAUGACCGGCUGCAGAAUAACAGGAAGGAGUGGAAGGCACUGGCUGAUGAGUAUGAGGCCAAAGUCAAGGCCCUAGAGGAAGAAAAGAAGAAGGAAGAAGACAGAACAGCAGCCAAGAAAGUGGGCACAGAAAUUUGCAAUGGUGGUCCAGCACCCAAGUCCUCGACCUGCUGUAUCCUGUAAAACCUAUCUAGUGGCUGCUGGGCCCUCCUGCCACUCACCCACUGGAGACGACUCUGCAG